Parnassius apollo (apollo) is the source of this 486-nucleotide messenger RNA. The record is from the annotation of a GenBank genome assembly. Lineage: Eukaryota; Metazoa; Arthropoda; Insecta; Lepidoptera; Papilionidae.
AUGAAAAAAAUCCUUCACUUGUUCGCAAAUUUGACUGCCCAUGUCAAGUGGUCAGAGCUGACAUCAUCCAUUAUCCCUACAGAUUCCAAUGUUCGAUGUGCAGCAAAGGCUACUCGACCAAAAAAGGCGAUGCAGGACCACUUUAAUUACCACCACCUAGGUAAAACAUCGCACAAAUGCCUCAUCUGCAACAAGCCAAUGGCGACCAAAGCCUGCGUAGAAAGGCACAUGAUGAGAAUACACGGGGAGAAGAAAGAGAAGCCGAGGACCCACAUUUGUGAGCAAUGCGGCAAAGCAUUCGCUGACAAGAAAAUUUUGACACAGCACGAGAUUACCCACUCCGGCGCAAGGCCACUGUCCUGUGACAUAUGCCAGCAGACGUUCAAGCAUAAAGCGUCCUUGUACACGCAUAGAAAGAGAGUUCACAACAUAGCUAUAGCGAAGAAAGUUGUCGAAUUCAUGGACACGCAGAACAUGGGGACGUAG